AUGAACAACGACAACACCCCUUUCAAUGGGGACGGCAACACCGUAACUCGGAGCUGUCUCAGCAACUGCAUCAUCAAUAACUCUUGCGUGAAGCGAUCCACACUAAGCGAGUGCGUGAUAUCGAAAACGAAAAACAUGAGCCGGAUCACGGCUGAAAAAUCCCAGUUCCACGACGCGGCCCUGAUCGAGCGCAGCGAUAUUACAGACAGCAUUAUACAAACUCAAAGCUCGGUGUGCCGAUCCACAAUUGGAAAAUCAAUCAUUCAAGACAAAUGUACAGUGAAUCGGAGUACUCUGACCGGAACGACAACCUCAAAAAGCCAACUCGAGAGAGCUACCUUGACAAAUUGUGUCAUCACUGAGUGCACUAUCGAACGAUGUGACUUUCAAGGACUGGUCCUUAAAUAUGGAAUUUGGGAGAGAAAUGAGUUAGUUGGGAAGACCGGGCGUCAGGAUCCUGUUUUUAUUAGGAACUAUGGCUCGAGGGCUGGGCUAUCCACAUCUGUGGUUGUUGGAUCUACUAUUUCUAGCUUAGAUCCCAAGGAUAACGCUCAACAUGCUGUUCCUCCUCCUAGCUAUAAUGUCGACUCAUGUGCUAGUGGGGAUAGUGGGAUUGAUUAUGGCCUUGAUUUACCUCCGCCCUACAGGCCUUAG
Messenger RNA from Penicillium vulpinum, 654 nucleotides. RefSeq lists its product as uncharacterized. The record is from RefSeq and is a predicted model, not a curated record. The coding region runs from base 1 to 654 and encodes 217 amino acids. The transcript has 2 exons. NCBI's taxonomy places the organism in Eukaryota, Fungi, Ascomycota, Eurotiomycetes, Eurotiales, Aspergillaceae.